Messenger RNA from Pipra filicauda (Wire-tailed manakin), 1855 nucleotides. RefSeq names its product methyltransferase like 3 (gene METTL3). The coding region runs from base 86 to 1840 and encodes 584 amino acids. The transcript has 11 exons. The record is from RefSeq and is a predicted model, not a curated record. NCBI's taxonomy places the organism in Eukaryota, Metazoa, Chordata, Aves, Passeriformes, Pipridae. Gene Ontology annotation, cellular component: RNA N6-methyladenosine methyltransferase complex; nucleus. Gene Ontology annotation, molecular function: mRNA m(6)A methyltransferase activity; mRNA (2'-O-methyladenosine-N6-)-methyltransferase activity.
GGCGGCGCGGCCCGGGCUCGGCUCUCGGGUGCCGGUUCCCGAUCGCUCCGUCGCUGUCGGGGCCCUGUCGCGACAUUUCGGGACGAUGUCGGACACGUGGAGCUCGAUCCAGGCGCACAAGAAGCAGCUCGACUCGCUCCGCGAGCGGCUCCAGCGCCGCCGGAAGCAGGACCCGCUGGGCGGGGCGGCUCCCGCCCAUGACCUCUCCCUGUCGGCCCCGCCCCGCACCUCCAGCCCCGCCCCCUCCGCCGGAAGCCCCGCCCUCUGCUCCACCCCAGGAGGCCCCUCCCCCUCUGCUGCCUUGGGGGGCGUGGCCGCGGGAGGCCGCGCCUCUCCUCAUUGUGGAGGAGGGGGCGUGGCCUCCGAGGGCGUGUCCGGAGGUGGGGGCGGGGCCGGCGGAGAGGGGGCGGGGCCCGACCCGGCGCUGGAGCGGCGCCUCCUGCUGCUGCUGUCGGACCUGGCGCUGCCCCUCCCCCGCGACGCCGCCGCCCUCUGCGCCGCCCUCCAGCAGGGCUCCGCCCCGGCCCCGCCCGCGGCGUGGGUGGAGAGCCUCCUGCAGAAGUUCGCGGCGCAGGAGCUGAUCGAGGUGCGCCGGGGGCUCCUCCCCGACGGCCCCACCCUCGUCACCUUCGCCGACCACGCCAAGCUGGCCGCCAUGACCGGCCUGGUGGGCGGGGCCUCCUCCUCCUCCUCCGGCCACAAGCGCCACGCCCGCCCCGAGGAGGACGGGGAGGGGGGCGGGGCCGGCGGGGAAGGGGGCGGGGCGAUGGGGGGCGAGGGGAAGGAGGUGAAGAGGUGGCGCCGGGCGACGGCGGCGUCGUCCGACGUGGACCUGGAGAUCGAGAGCCUGCUGAGCCAGCAGAGCACCAAGGAGCAGCAGAGCAAGAAGGUGAGCCAGGAGAUCCUGGAGCUGCUCAACACGACGACGGCCAAGGAGCAGUCGAUCGUGGAGAAGUUCCGCUCGCGGGGGCGGGCGCAGGUGCAGGAGUUCUGCGACCACGGCACCAAGGAGGAGUGCGUCAAGGCCUCGGGCGCCGAGCGGCCCUGCCGGAAGCUCCACUUCCGGCGGAUCAUCAACAAGCACACGGACGAGUCCCUGGGCGACUGCUCCUUCCUCAACACCUGCUUCCACAUGGACACCUGCAAGUACGUCCACUACGAGAUCGACGCCUGCGCCGCCUCCUCGCCGCCGCUCAGCCCGGCCCGCGCCCGGCCCCGCGACCGCAGCCCCCCGCCCGACCUGCCCCGCGGGCCCCCCGCCGACGCCGGCGCCGACCGCCUCUUCCCCCCGCAGUGGAUCUGCUGCGACAUCCGCUACCUGGACGUGUCCAUCCUGGGCAAGUUCGCCGUGGUCAUGGCGGACCCGCCCUGGGACAUCCACAUGGAGCUGCCCUACGGGACCCUGACGGACGACGAGAUGCGGCGCCUCAACAUCCCCGUCCUGCAGGACGAGGGCUUCCUCUUCCUCUGGGUCACCGGCAGGGCCAUGGAGCUGGGCCGCGAGUGCCUCAACCUCUGGGGGUACGAGCGCGUGGACGAGAUCAUCUGGGUGAAGACGAACCAGCUGCAGCGGAUCAUCCGCACGGGCCGCACGGGCCACUGGCUCAACCACGGCAAGGAGCACUGCCUGGUGGGGGUGAAGGGGAACCCCCAGGGCUUCAACCGGGGCCUGGACUGCGACGUGAUCGUGGCCGAGGUGCGCUCGACGAGCCACAAGCCCGACGAGAUCUACGGGAUGAUCGAGCGGCUGUCGCCGGGCACGCGCAAGAUCGAGCUCUUCGGCCGCCCCCACAACGUCCAGCCCAACUGGAUCACGUUGGGGAACCAGCUGGAGGUUUAAUGGGAUUUUUUGGGG